CAUAAAGAACCCGAAUCAACUGCCAAUGACAGCUACAGAGUUCAGUCAUCACAACGUGUGUACAGUGCGCACAACGUCAUGACGUACGUUUAGGGCAAGAGAAUGGCGGAUAGUUGUGACACACCAAUAGAGAGGGUCAAUAUGGCCCACCGAUACCUCCUUCUGUCACGAUGCUCCAGGCGUCUAUUCCAAAACGUGCUCCCCUUAAGCGUAAGGACAAACACUGUGCAACUGUUCAAGACCUCUGUGCAAGCGGACAGUCAUAUCACCUUGGACCAGGGAUCUCUGCUCACCAGUGUGUUAGGCGCCUAUAGGAGACUCUGCUCCAAGCCUCCUAAAGGAUUUGAGAAGUAUUUCCCCAAUAGCAAGAACAGCCCUAAAAGCAGUGAGUCCAAACCAACCAACUCAGAAAAAGAGGCCAAGCUGACCAAUGCACAGAAAGCAGUUGGGAAGUCAACAGGGGGAGGUGGGGGAGGAGGAGGAGCGGGGGGAGGGAAGCGAGGAGGCCGGAAAGAUGACUCCAGCUGGUGGAGCCGGUUGCAGAAGGGGGACAUUCCCUGGGAUGACAAGGAGUUCCGCAUGUACUUCCUGAGCGGGACAGCCUUCUGGGCCACAGUUAGCUACUACUACUUUUUCCGCAACGCUGGACGGGAAGUUACCUGGAAGGACUUUGUCAACAGUUACCUCGCAAAGGGAGUUGUGGACAGACUGGAGGUGGUGAACAAGCGCUAUGUCAAAGUGAUAUUUGCCCCUGGAAAGACUCCAGUGGAUGGACAAUAUGUGUGGUUCAACAUCGGCAGUGUGGACACGUUUGAGCGCAACCUGGAGACGGCGCAGAUGGAUAUGGGCAUCGAGGGGGAGAACAGGCUGCCGGUGGUGUACUCCACCGAAAGUGAUGGGUCCUUCCUGCUCAGCAUGCUACCCACGGUGCUCAUCAUUGGCUUCCUGCUUUUUACGCUGCGGCGGGGACCAGCUGGGGCGGGGCGGCCAGGGCGGGGCAUGGGCGGGCUCUUCAGCGUGGGUGAGACCACCGCCAAAGUACUGCGCGACGAGAUCGAUGUCAAGUUCAAGGACGUGGCAGGCUGCGAGGAGGCCAAGCUGGAGAUCAUGGAGUUUGUAAACUUCCUGAAGAACCCCAAGCAGUACCAGGACCUGGGAGCCAAGAUCCCCAAGGGGGCAAUCCUCACAGGGCCGCCUGGCACAGGAAAAACUCUGCUGGCCAAGGCCACUGCAGGGGAGGCCAAUGUGCCCUUCAUCACCGUCAAUGGCUCUGAGUUCCUGGAGAUGUUUGUGGGUGUUGGGCCUGCCAGAGUGCGUGACCUGUUUGUGCUGGCCCGUAAAAAUGCCCCCUGCAUCCUGUUCAUCGAUGAGAUUGACGCGGUAGGCCGCAAGCGAGGGCGGGGAAACUUUGGGGGUCAGAGCGAGCAGGAGAACACCCUGAACCAGCUGCUGGUGGAGAUGGAUGGAUUCAACACUGCUACCAACGUGGUGGUGCUGGCAGGUACCAACAGGCCUGAUAUCCUCGACCCUGCACUCAUGAGACCUGGCCGCUUCGACAGGCAAAUAUACAUUGGACCCCCAGACAUCAAGGGCAGGGCUUCCAUAUUCAAAGUUCACCUUCGACCCCUGAAACUGGAGUCUGACCUUGACAAGGAGGUGCUGGCCAGGAAAAUGGCUGCCCUGACUCCAGGUUUCUCAGGUGCUGACAUUGCCAAUGUGUGCAAUGAAGCCGCACUUAUAGCCGCGCGUCACCUUUCUGAUGCCAUCAACCAGAAGCACUUUGAGCAGGCCAUUGAGCGCGUGAUCGGAGGUCUAGAGAAGAAGACCCAGGUUCUCCAGCCGGAGGAGAAGAAGACUGUGGCGUACCAUGAGGCGGGGCACGCUGUGGCAGGGUGGUACCUGGAGCAUGCAGACCCCCUGCUGAAGGUGUCCAUCAUCCCGCGGGGAAAGGGGCUGGGAUACGCGCAGUACCUGCCCAAGGAGCAGUACCUGUACACCAAGGAGCAGCUGCUUGACCGCAUGUGCAUGACGCUGGGGGGGCGCGUGUCUGAGGAGAUCUUUUUCGGCAGGAUCACCACGGGGGCACAGGACGACCUUCGAAAGGUGACGCAAAGCGCCUAUGCUCAGAUUGUGCAGUUUGGGAUGAAUGACAAGGUUGGCCAGGUGUCUUUUGACCUGCCGCGGCAGGGCGAGAUGGUGCUGGAGAAGCCGUACAGCGAGGCCACAGCACGCCUCAUUGACACGGAGGUACGGGAGCUCAUCAGCACAGCCUACACACGCACUCACGCCCUGCUGGCUGAGAGGAAGACCGAGGUGGAGAAGGUGGCUCUGCGUCUGCUGGAGAAGGAGGUUCUGGACAAGAACGACAUGGUGGAGCUGCUGGGCUCACGACCCUUCGUGGAGAAGUCAACCUACGAGGAGUUUGUGGAGGGGACGGGAAGCAUGGAGGAGGACACGUCCCUGCCCCAGGGCCUGAAGGACUGGAACAAGGAGCGGGACAAGGACUCAGUGGAGACCACAGAGGAGCAGGUGGCCCGGCAGAUCAAAGGUGGGAUGCCCUUCUGAGCCACUCCCUCUGCAGGUGCUGGCCAUGCCUCCACACCCUUAUCCACCCGCUCAUCUCCAGUGCCAAACAUGCUCAGUGGUCCUGGUAGCAUGCGAGUGGGUCAGGGUUUUCAUGGUCGCUCUGCCAGACACUCUCAGAGUGGAUGAGGGACCGUGAAGAAUGGCUUUGCAGUUACACAGGCGGAGGCUAAAAGUAACAUUAAUAAUUCUCUAGCUACUACAAGACCAGGAAUGUGGAAGAAUGCGCUUGUGAUGUUGGGGAGUAAGAACAGAAUCCUUGCGGCGUGUCCUGAUUGAUUCUGCUUCUGUGAAGUGGAUGUGGAUUGACACUGGAGGGAAAUGCAUUGUUAUGAUAAAACAGACAAAGAACAACAUUUCUAGUUAGUGUACUGCAUCACUUUGAAUACACAGGUAAUAAACUAGGAUCCUGUCCUGUCAAAUGCUUUUUAUCUGUAUAUGAUCGGAAAUAUACAAGCUUCUUCCAGAGGCACAAAGACAUGGUGUAAUGAUGCAGGUACAAAAUAAAGGACAGAGUCAGUGUAAACAAUGACUGCCAUGUGGGUCUGAUGCUCACCUGGCUGCUUGCUGUUUCCCAUUCAGUCGUCACCCUUAUAAUGACUUUUGACCUUUGCUGUAAUGGCCAGGGAUGUAAUAGAAGAAAUCACUAGCUCUGCCGUUGUGUUUGUCUUCUUGUGAUUGGCAAAAAUAAAAGCACAACCGAUGCCCACUCACAGAGGUGCUUGUAUGCCCCCACCACACCCCUCUCCACACCCAAUGAUUUUUGGCUCAGCCCUGCAACUCAGCCAAUCAAAACGCAGCUGACUGUUCAGCCUCUACUGCAUCUCCAUCUGCACGUACUAUGCAGUGUGCUUGCAACUGUCACUCCAUUUACAGCCUCAUAGUCGAUUGUAUACAUUUUUAUCAAUGCCAAAACCCAUAAAGACAACACAAGAUAUUUAUGUGUAAGAUAUUUAUGCUGGGAUGAUGAACUCUGGAUAUGCUUUUGAACAUGAUCUAAAAGUAGUCAUUCUUCUACAGGGCCUCAUUAACAUAAGAUAUUCUCUGUGCAAAAUCUCUAAGUAUUCAUCAUUAGCACUCUUCCAGCUACAGAUAUGUAAUAUAUU
Molecule: messenger RNA, 3689 nt
Organism: Megalops cyprinoides (Indo-Pacific tarpon)
Lineage: Eukaryota; Metazoa; Chordata; Actinopteri; Elopiformes; Megalopidae
Product: AFG3-like protein 2
Exons: 18
Coding region: 103-2565 (820 amino acids)
Biological process (GO): protein-containing complex assembly; mitochondrial protein processing
Cellular component (GO): m-AAA complex; membrane
Molecular function (GO): zinc ion binding; metalloendopeptidase activity; ATP-dependent peptidase activity
Source: RefSeq, a predicted model, not a curated record